Molecule: messenger RNA, 348 nt
Organism: Equus caballus (horse)
Lineage: Eukaryota; Metazoa; Chordata; Mammalia; Perissodactyla; Equidae
Gene: TNP2
Product: transition protein 2
Biological process (GO): penetration of zona pellucida; acrosome reaction; spermatogenesis
Cellular component (GO): nucleosome; nucleus
Molecular function (GO): zinc ion binding; DNA binding
Source: RefSeq, marked provisional
AUGGACACCAAAGCACAGGGCCUCCCUGUCACCCACUCUCAGCCCCACAGCAACUCUCGGCCCCAAAGCCACACCUGCAGCCAGUGCGACUGCAGCCACCACUGCCAGAACUGUAGCCAGAGUUUCGCCACUGGCCGCUGCAGCCAGAGGUCAAGCCCCAACGUGCCAAAGCAUCACAGUCACACCACGCACUCCCACUCCGGUCCCGCACGGCCCAUCACCCACUCCUGCAGCUACUCCAAGAAGAGGAAGAACCUGAAAAGACAGGGGAGCAAGAGGAAGGCGGUGAAGAGGAGCCAGCGGGUUGGCAAAACACAGAGGUGGCACUCAGGGCGGAAACACAACUGA